Messenger RNA from Tremella mesenterica DSM 1558, 636 nucleotides. RefSeq lists its product as uncharacterized. Bases 1 to 636 code for a protein of 211 amino acids. The record is from RefSeq and is a predicted model, not a curated record. The transcript has 2 exons. NCBI's taxonomy places the organism in Eukaryota, Fungi, Basidiomycota, Tremellomycetes, Tremellales, Tremellaceae.
AUGUAUCUCACUUGCUGGUGUCAAACGGCCCCCUUAUCUACGGGUGGGGUCCCAGUAGUUGAAAAGCGGUCCAUGGGUCUCUAUAUUUGCAGCCCGGGGGAAGAUCCGGUCAAAGGUCGUGAUCCGUGUCGCGAUCGCUUGCUAGAGAAGACCGAUGACAUCGUCGUAUGCGUCAUAGAGAGAAAGCUGUACGCUGUGUUCUAUGUUUAUCCAUUGUUCAACACAGGAAUUUGGAGUAGAAGAUGGUCCAAGUUCGGUGCAAACUCGAACUCCGAUCCAGAGAAAGGAAAGUCGACUAUUCAAUCGUCUUCUCCGUUCGCUGGCCAUGCCUCAAAUACGCUCCUUCUUCCCUUUCCUUUCCCACCACAGUUGUGUCUUUGGAGCAUUUCCACUAUAGUUUAUCAAGAGAUGGAUACUCCAAGCGUUGAUUUAGAGCAGCAAAGGGACACCGUAGCUCCUUCUUCUCUCCUCUCCUGGAUGGCUGGAUGGGCAAGCAGGGCCAGAAUCAUGGCGCGAUCCAACGGACCCCCUGGCCCGGAAUAUGUUCCUCUGGUUGAUCCCUCCGAGCGUAAUGAAGAGGGGACUGAUGAUACCAAUACUGAGCUGCCAUCCCUGUUAACGCUUAUAAUUAGAUGA